Molecule: messenger RNA, 339 nt
Organism: Aspergillus wentii DTO 134E9
Lineage: Eukaryota; Fungi; Ascomycota; Eurotiomycetes; Eurotiales; Aspergillaceae
Product: 50S ribosomal protein L36
Exons: 2
Coding region: 1-339 (112 amino acids)
Biological process (GO): translation
Cellular component (GO): ribosome
Molecular function (GO): structural constituent of ribosome
Source: RefSeq, a predicted model, not a curated record
AUGCUGUCCUUCCGCUCCGUCCUCGGUGCCUCGACCGGUACCCUCCGCCAAUUUCUCCCUUCGUUAUCACGACAGUCAUUUGCCCGGUCAUUCUCGCAAUUGAGCAGAUUAUCGCUCACAAACGGUCUUCGGAGUCUGCGUUCCCGGAAUGACUCGACGGAUAAUGCUCGGAUUGCAAGUGUUGGGUCGGCUGUCAGACAGCUCGAGCAGGUUCGGGGAAUGAAGACACGGUCGUCUGUGAAGAGAUUGUGCGAUGGCUGCAAGCCCGUUCGAAGAAAGAACCGGGUCUAUAUUAUCUGCUCGAAGAACCCGAAACACAAGCAACGACAAGGCAAAUAG